Messenger RNA from Xiphias gladius (swordfish), 2318 nucleotides. RefSeq lists its product as uncharacterized. The record is from RefSeq and is a predicted model, not a curated record. The transcript has 3 exons. The coding region runs from base 206 to 1828 and encodes 540 amino acids. Lineage: Eukaryota; Metazoa; Chordata; Actinopteri; Istiophoriformes; Xiphiidae.
ACACCUAGCGGACACAGGCUGCUACUACGCUAUCUAACCACUACACAGCUCAGGGAAAAUGAAAGUGAAAACAUACCUUUUGGGGAAUGUGUGUGUGUGUGUGUGUGUGUGUGUGUGUGUGUGUGUGUGUGUCUGGCAACGCGGCAAGCGUGGUUGGAGGGGAGGGGGGGAAACCGCGCGUUAGCUUUGAUGUCUGCACGGCGUAAUGGAGACCGACUCCUGGUACGAGAGCAGGACGGUGGUUGUGUCCGGGGUGCCCGAUCUGUUGCCCGCUAGCAGGAUGGUUGACAAGCUGACUAUCCAUUUCCAAAGCCGAAGGAGGAGCCACGGAGGAGACGUCGAGGUGGUCAGAUACCCCACCAACAUGGAGGGAGUUGCGUGUGUCACUUUUGACAAAGCUGAAGCUGUACAGUACAAACUCUUGGCAGAUGCAGAGGAGGUGGUGCGAAAGGAGCAGCAGCUUAUGACGGACGACAAGUUUCCCGAAGAGUAUCUUCUCACUGUGUUCCCCUUCACCAGAGAUGUGUUUUGUAUGUAUGUCCGCAGCGCCAAGGUCGAUCUCUCCCUAUUUGGCGGCGAUCAGGCUUCACUGAUUCAGAGCCUGCGGUCAGAUCACAGGUCGCUACGUUUCCAGCCUUUGCUCCGCCAGAGGAAAGCCAUCAUUGAGGGGCCUUUCGCUGCCGUCCAGGCCCUGAGAGAGGACCUCAUCCGCAGGGCAGGCCAGCUUAAGUCUACAGUCUCGGCCCCAACUGCUUCCGCCGGGCUAAGGGAAUCUGUCCUCAAUCCCAGGGUAGUAUCUCAUCCCAAGUUUGCCAGCUCUGUAAGCUGCAGCGGUUCUAACGCUAAGCGAGGACCGGCGGGCUCCAGCUGCUCAUCGAAGGCGCUGCAGAGCACAGGUGAGGCAGCUCGAGUCCUGCUCUCAAAUGCAAAAACUCAAAACACUCCCUGGAGGCAAAAGGUGUCCUCGACUGUAGGGAGCUUUAGUGACACAGACAGUGAUAAAGAGGAGAAGCCGGGAGGUCGGUCCACGCUCAAAAUGACCACAGAAUAUAGAACCAAGCGAGCAAAGGCCAGUCCCAGACAAGUGUUCAGGGAGGAGAUCAGUGCAGGGAUUGGAUCUUCCUUAUCGGGCCUGGACCUGGUCCCUGCGGAGAAAAUAUCAGCAAAUCACCCAGGAGUAGACGAUACUUCGCAAAACCAGACCAGACCAGACAGGGUUUCAGCAACCGAGAUCAGAGGAGAGAAUCCUUUGGGCUCCCGCCACAACAAUACGGACUCUCUGCAGGAAUCAGAUCAGAGCAGCUCGGCAGCCACCGUUACACUCCUCCACGCCAGACUUAACGAUGUCUCGACGUUCUCCCAGGGCAAUGCUGAGGAUACAGAAGAGGAUCCAGAGGAUCCGUGCAUCUGGGUUGACUCAUACACAUUCAGGUACAUCGAAAAAUUCGACAAGAAGGAGUUCGACAGAUGCUUGAAAGGUCUCAAAGUGUCUGUUGAGUGUGUUGAAGGAACCAACCUCACGCAAAUAUUGUUGACUGAGAAGCGGACCUCCGAGACGGCCUCGAGGAUCCGGCAGGCCUUGAAAAACCUCAAGACUUUGGUGGAGCGUUGGAUGUCGAUCCUGAGAGUUCAUCAGAUCUGCUACGACGGGGAGAAGCAGCCUCAGAAACAGAAACUCAUUCAGAUCUGCAACGAUGUGAAUUUCAUGUUCGAUGAUGUUCUUUACAUGUUUGAGGAUUCUUGCAUAAAAGUCGUCGGUCCUUCAGUAUCUAGUCACCGGUUCUAUAGGAGAGUGGAGGACAGACUAAACUCAAAGACGUUCUUGUGAAUCCCUGCUAAUCUAAGAGUUGGAGCUAAAAUAAAUGAAUGUACUUUAAUUAGUGACCACAGGGUGGCGCAGUUGUGCUGCACAUGGCCUUCAUCAAAUCAGCUCCUGCACAGUUAUUGUAUGAAAUCAACACAUUUCUUAUAUUUGGUGUUUGUAAUAAAAGUGUUUAGUUACAUCACAGCCACGAUUUUGAUUCCUGUGAUACACUGAAAGGAAAAAUACUGUAUCUGUUAAAUAUCUGCAUCGUAAAACUCAAACAUCCUCCCGCGCGUUUGCUUUCUGUCUUUGUUUCUGCGGCAAAGCUUUCCUUUUGCUCAUGCAUGGAUUAAUAAUUAGCCCUUCAAACAACAGGUCUUAAUCCAAACGACGCUCUCGUAGCAGUAGGGAUAAAUCUUAAUUAACCUCCUCACAUCUUAAUUACAAAAUGAUAAGCUUAUAAUUAAAAACAAAAAUGACAGAUGCCAUCCUGUCUCACAUAAUCACAUCUUUC